AUGGCUAAGCUAAAUAGGUUUGUGAUAAUUGAUGGAGAAGGUCCUCAAGAGAUGUUUGAUAGAUUGAUGACCUUGGUUGGCAAAAUUAGAGGGUAUGGUUGUGAAGAACUUGAUGAUCACAAGGUAGUAAAAAUCAUGUUGGAAGCAUACUCACCAAGAAAUGAGACCGUAGUCACCUUGAUUAGGGAUAAGAAAAAGUUUGAGCACUUCACACCAAAUGAUGUGCUUGGAAGAUUAUUGACUUUUGACAUGCAAAGAGAAGAAGCAAAUGAGAGAAGGAAGCUCGGUGAGCUGCAAGCAAAACUAGAUGGCAUGAAGAUUAAAGAAGUUGCUCUCAAAGCCAAUAAAUCAAGCAAGAAAGGAAGCUCAAACAAGAUCAAGGACAGCAAGCAAGCAUCAACAAAUCAAUCCAAAGAACCAAAACAAGUGCAAACAAGAGAGGACACAAGCUCAUCUUCAAGUGAAGAAGAAGGAACACAAGGGGCUGAUUUCGAGAAAAUUGAUGACAUGGCUUUGUUUAUAAGGAAGUAUCACAAGGGGCUGAAGCAAAAUGGAUAUAAAGUUGUCCAAAGAAAGUUUCCAAACAAGAAAAAGAAAACUUACUAUAACUGUGGCAGCACCGAUCAUUUUGUUGCCAAGUGUCCUUAUGAGAAGAAGGAGAAUAACUACAAGAGGGACAACACUAGAGAAGGCAAGCAUGAAUACAAGAAGAAAAAUAAGCAAUUGGGAGAAGCACAUAUUGGACAUGAGUGGGAUUCAACUAAAGAGUCAAGUGAUGAGGAUAUGAAAGUUGCAACCUUGGCGAUUCAAGGAUCAUCCUCAACACCGAAGCUCUUCUCCAACAUGUCCGAUGACGAUGAUCAUAUCUCCCCUCACAUUUGUCUCAUGGCAAAGGGUGAGAAGGUAAAAACGAAAUCUAAAUCCUCUUUAAUUCCCAGUGAUAUAUCAAGUAGUGAACUUAGUGAAAGCUCUAGUGAUGAUGAUCUUAGUGACAAUGAUGAAUUCGUUCAAAUAACAAGAAAUUUAGAUCCUAAGACCAAAGUAUUUAUCACUAAACUAUUGGAGGAUUUAGAGAGUGUGCGAGCUGAGCUAGCAACAAGAGAUGAUGACUUACUUGAGCAAGAAAAUAUGUACAUUGCGUGUAAGGAAGCUCUUGUGCUGGAGAGAAGUGAGGUGGACUCUUUGACCAAGGUCUUGACCGAGGAACAAAGAGAACAUGCUCUCACAAAGAAGGCAAAUAUUGCACUCAACGAUAAGUAUUGUGUCUUAAAGGAAAAGCACAACAAACUCGAGAAGCAAUAUUAUCUUCUUUUGGAGAGCAACUCACAGCCCUCUAGUACAAAAGACACCUCUAAUUCCUCCACUAGCUUAAAAUGUGAAACUUGCCAUAAUGUUGACAAAAAUACUUAUGCUACUAACCUUAUGAACAUAUGUGAAAUGAGAAAAGAGAUCUCAAGAUUAAAUGUUGUGAUAAGUGAGAAGUGCAACAAGGUUAGUAGUGGCAAGGAGAGUUCAUCAAAGAAAACACAAUACAAGGAUGGAAGACACCCCUAUAUAAGGGAUGGACUUGGUCUAAAGAAAGGGGCCAAGACAAAUGGAAGAAAGGUAAUAAAUGGAUAUGAGUGUGUGAAAUUUACUAGCAAAGGAAAAAUAGGUACAGAACAGCCUGCACAGAAGGUGACACCAUGGCUGCCUCGAGCAGCACUGCCAACCAAGGGCGGCAGUGCCGCCACCCACUGGAAAGGGAAGGCUACCCAUACCUCCUACGCUAGUGACAAGUCCAAAAGGCACAUGUUCCCGCAGGAGAAAAAGAUUCAGAAGCCAAGAGAUCCAGUCUGGGCAAAGGGGAAGUGA
Molecule: messenger RNA, 1854 nt
Organism: Sorghum bicolor (sorghum)
Lineage: Eukaryota; Viridiplantae; Streptophyta; Magnoliopsida; Poales; Poaceae
Exons: 2
Coding region: 1-1854 (617 amino acids)
Source: RefSeq, a predicted model, not a curated record